Molecule: messenger RNA, 2289 nt
Organism: Ceutorhynchus assimilis (cabbage seed weevil)
Lineage: Eukaryota; Metazoa; Arthropoda; Insecta; Coleoptera; Curculionidae
Source: the annotation of a GenBank genome assembly
GUUUUAUUGUUUUGUUUUUUACCUUUUACUUUUGUCUAUUUUUAACCGAUAUUUUUAAAUUAUAUUUUUUAACUUGUAUUUUUUACUGUUUAGUAUUGGCAAUAUUUGUGUUUUAUAUUGAUUUUAUUCUCGACGAUGUCCAUACACUAUGUGUCUCUUGGAAAAAUAAAGAUAUUGUAUUGUAUUGUAUUGUAAACUAAAUAAAUGGUCUACAGUUGAUCUUCCUGCUCUAAAACCGGCCUGUUCUUCUGCCUCAAUCUCACUAUCUUUGUACUCGUUUUCUAUUCUGGCUUUUAUAAGUUUUACAUACACUCUGCUAUUCCUCAGUGGUUCUCGCAUUUGUUUCUGUCUCCACUCUUCCGGUACUUCAUGUUUAUCUAUGCAUGUUUGAAAUAGUUUUGUUAAAUGUUUGUAGAGUUUAUUGGUCCCAUAAUUUAUCAGUUCUCCAUAUAUUUCUCCUGGGCCUGGUGUCCUACCGUUUUUCAAAAAGCUACAGUGUUUUUUAACUUCUUCUUGCAUAACUCCUAUUGGUGAUCCUGCAGUUUUUAUGUUUCGUGUGUGAUAAUAUCCUUGGUUUUUGUUUUUCUCAUAUUUUUUAGUAAUCUCCAACUUUCUGUGUUUCUUCUGCCUCCCAGAUAUGUAUUAAUAUGCGCACAGUUUCUUUCCCAUGACUCGUUUUUUUUCUGUGCUAUUUUAUUCCGUACCUACUCUGGCUUGUGUUUUUUUAUAUAUUUCUUUGUCUUGUGUCUUAUUUGAACUAUGUCUUUCUCUAUUUUCUUGAUCCCACCAAUAAGGUGAGGGCCUUCUUCCAUUUUUUUCGUUGCCUAGGGCUUCAAAUGCUGCACUGUGAAUACUCUCUUUGGGUAAUGCAUUUCACUGUUUUGGAAGUUCAUACUACCCUGUAAUUUUUGAUCCAAUCUCUUCAUGUACAACCCCUUUACGCUUUGCUCUUCUAGAGAUUUUAGGUUGUAUUUCUCAGGCACAAUAUUGCCUUCUUGUUUUUUCAUUCCGUUUUCUUUUGCGUUGUUUAUGCCCGGGAUAAAGAUUUUUGUUUUCUAUUUAAGAAUUUAUAAAUCACUUUUCUAUGACUGAGUGCGACACGAGCUUUUAAAACGGUGGCGCACCAACAGCACUCAGUGCAACACUCUAGUGCAUUGCUUUCCCAAUGAAAUACAGAAGUGCAGCGCGGACUCUGCCAAUGGAUCACGAAUAUUGCACCAGUGUUGCACUUGCUCUACCAUUGACACAAAGCUAAUAAACAGUCUUGUUGUCGUCCAAAAAAGCUUUUCUGAGAUAAUUUUGUCUUGACUUAAAGCACUGCUCAUUUCAAUGAAUUUGCCUAGAAAAUUGCUCAGCAAAAGCUUGGCCUCUGCCAAACAGUGGAUUCGAAAUAAGUCUUUUGUGAGAAUUGUAGAAGUUGGCGCUCGUGAUGGUCUCCAAAAUAUACCAACCAAUAUUCCUACUGCAGUCAAAGUUGGACUCAUCAACCGGCUAUCAGAAACUGGAUUGAAGUCAAUUGAAGUUACAAGUUUUGUAAGUCCAAAAUGGGUCCCACAAAUGGCAGACAAUACAAGAGUGUUUCAAGAAAUUAUUAAAAAAAAACUCAUUUCUUAUCCUGUUUUAGUUCCCAAUUUAAAAGGUUUAGAAGAAGCUAUAAAAGUUGGUGCCAAGGAAAUUGCAGUGUUUUUAUCAGCAUCUGAAGGAUUAUCGAGAAAGAACAUCAACUGCACAAUUGACGAAAGUAUAGUGACAGUAAAAACUGUCAUCACCAAAGCUAAAGAGAGCAAUUUAAAAAUACGGGGCUACAUUUCCUGCACUGUCGGUUGUCCUUAUGAUGGGUACAUAAAACCAGCUUCAGUUGUUAAAGUAGCUGAAGCAUUGCUUAGCUAUGGUUGCUAUGAAAUAUCUUUAGGAGACACUAUAGGAGUAGGCACAAGAAUUUCUGUGGAAAAAAUGCUUGAUGAAGUUUUAAUCAUUGCUUCACCUGACAAGUUAGCUAUUCAUUGUCAUGACACAUAUGGGCAAGCUUUAGUGAACGUUUAUACAGCUCUGGAAAAAGGUUUAACAGUAGUAGACUCUUCAGUAACAGGUCUUGGAGGUUGCCCAUAUGCAAAGGGAGCCACUGGCAAUGUAGCUACAGGAGAUUUGGUUUACAUGUUGCACGGACUAGGCGCUGAAACUGGAGUAGAUUUAAAUAAACUUAUAGAAGCUGGCAGGUUCAUAUCAGAUUAUCUUGAGAGACCUCCAGCGUCUAGGGUUAAUAAUGCUAUGUUUUCGAAAAUGAAGUAA